GUCCGUAGGUGGUAGAUGGUCUCUGACUGUCGAACGCGGAGGUACCACCCGGCGGUUCUCGUAGGCGGAGCCAGAAUGUGUGCAUGUUGCAUGCACACGUGUUCCCUCGCCAGAGUCCGUGUGGCGUCCCCCCUUUCCCAUGUAUCCCCCAUAGCCCCACGGUACCCAAUGGGUGCUUUGGCAUAAGGCCUUCGCGUUGGUUUGAAUAUAAAAAAAAAUCGAUAUGUCAC
Acanthoscelides obtectus is the source of this 230-nucleotide messenger RNA. The record is from the annotation of a GenBank genome assembly. Lineage: Eukaryota; Metazoa; Arthropoda; Insecta; Coleoptera; Chrysomelidae.